CUCACCCAAUCCCGCGAGCGCGAGCGGAAGCAAGCCAUCCGCCAAGGUCUCAUAGCGGACCCGGACAAGCCUCGCUCGCUGGCGGAAGCGAUCACGCCAGUAGGGACAUGCCAGGACAUGUGCGCCGAGUACGAGCGAGUCGAACGGGUCGUGCAGAACGAUGUCUGGACGGAAGAGACAGAUCCAUCUCACUCAGCCUUCAGUCGGACAGACGCACCGCCGGAUGAGUCGCGCAUGGUGAAGAAGUUCCGUCGAGCCGCGGCGGGGCUGGAAGAGCAACUACCAUCAGACCUACGGCCACCGGCAGUACUGAAACGGACAUGUGACUACCUCUUCAAUGAAGUCAUCAGCGGCGCGGAGAGAUUGGAGAAAGUACACCACUUCGUCUGGGACCGCACCCGCGCCAUCCGCAACGAUUUCUCCAUCCAACAGUUGACCAAGGCGGAGGAUCUCCGAAUAGCGAUCGAAUGCUACGAGCGGAUCGCACGCUUCCACAUCCUAUCCCUACAUCAACUGGCAGGAGCCACACGACCGUAUGACAAGUACGACGCGCAGCAAGAGCGGGAACAACUAGAUCGGACACUAUUGUCGCUCAUGCAGUACUACGAGGACAGCCGCGGGCGGGUCGAUUUACCGAACGAAGUCGAGUUUCGCGCUUACUGCGUCAUCUUCCAACUCCAGGACCCGAUUCCGGAUCUCGAGGACCGCGUGCAGAGCUGGCCGAGACAUGUAGUCGAGAGUGGGCGAGUGCAAGCUGCAUUGCAAUUAUACGCCGCCGCUUGUAAUACCCACGAUGGUCAAGGUCCGCUGAAACCACGUGCGAACCAUCUACUCGCGCAGCAGGAUUGGCAGCGAUUCUGGACGUUGGUUGGGUCGAAGCAAGUCUCCUACUUGAUGGCAUGUGUGGCCGAGAUCUACUUCAACCUCGUCCGACGAACGGCUCUCAGCGCGCUCGUCCACGGUUUCCGGGAAAACAACAAGACCUCCCCACUCGAUUGGACAGUCGACGUACUCCUCGAUAUCCUCGCUUUUGAUGAAGAGGAGCAGGUGUACACUUUCUGCGAAGCCUACGGCUUCUCCUUCGCGCAGAGAGAAGAUGGACAGCAGUAUUUGGACCUCCUGUCU
Molecule: messenger RNA, 1125 nt
Organism: Baudoinia panamericana UAMH 10762
Lineage: Eukaryota; Fungi; Ascomycota; Dothideomycetes; Mycosphaerellales; Teratosphaeriaceae
Exons: 1
Biological process (GO): mRNA export from nucleus
Cellular component (GO): cytoplasm; transcription export complex 2; nucleus
Source: RefSeq, a predicted model, not a curated record